AAAAAAAAAAAACAACGGCGCUUCUUUUUAUUUUUGGUUCACAACAGCGCUUCUUUAAUUGAACUGAAGCAUGAAUAAUUGUUUUCAUAAACAAACAAAGACAGAGCAGAAGAAAAACUGAACCUGUAAUUGAAUAUCAGCUAUUCGCCCGCUUGCAAAUCACGCCUGAUGAACACCGAAGAAGUCAUCGAGUUCUUGGGAUGUGUUCCUUUGUUGCAAAGGCUACCCAGUUCUUCUCUCAAGAAAAUCGCUGAAGUUGUCCUUGUUGAACGCUACGAGGAAGGAGAGCAUAUUAUCCGCGAUGGGGAAAUUGGGAAGGGAAUUUAUUUCAUAUGGGAAGGAGAGGUUGAAGUAAAUGGGUCAGUUCAUGCUGAGGAAGAAGAUCGGCCUGAGUUUCAGUUGAAACGAUACGAUUACUUUGGUCAUGGUGUAUCCACAUUAUUUCAGCAGGGAGAUGUAAUUGCUUUGACUAAGCUGACCUGCUUAGUGCUGCCUCAUGAACAUUGCAAUUUACUUGAAACACACUCUAUCUGGAGUGCAAAAAAGACAGAUGAUACAUGCUCACUUGUGGAGAAAAUAUUGCACUUGGAUCCAAUAGAAGUUGAUAUAUUCCAAGGGAUUACUUUGCCAGAUGCUCCAAAAUUUGGGAAGGUUUUUGGAGGACAGUUUAUUGGACAGGCACUGGCUGCAGCGUCAAAAACUGUUGAUUGUCUUAAACUUGUCCAUAGUGUUCAUUGCUAUUUUCUUCUAGUUGGGGAUUCUGACAUGCCGAUUAUAUACCGAGUUCACCGUGUAAGAGAUGGCAACAGCUUUGCGACCAGAAGAGUAGAUGCAAUACAAAAAGGAAAUAUUGUAUUCACAUUGCUUGCUUCUUUUCAAAAAGAAGUAAAGGGGUUUGAACACCAGAAAACUACCAUGCCAUCGGUGACACCUCCGGAAAAGCUUCUGUCAUUGGAAGAGAUACGUGAGAGACGCAAAAUUUAUCCUCGCCUUCCUAGGAGCUACCGAAACAAGGUUGCCACAGCAGAAUUUGUCCCUUGGCCUAUAGAAUUGAGGUUUUGUGAUCCCAACAAUAACACUAAUGAGACUAAAACUCCACCAAGUUUGAAGUAUUGGUUCAGAGCAAGAGGAGAACUUUCAGAUGACCAGGCUUUGCAUAGAUGUGUAGUGGCAUAUACUUCAGAUCUAAUAUUCAGUACAGUUAGUCUGAACCCUCACCGUAAAAAGGGUUUCAAAUCAGCUUCCCUCAGUCUGGACCACUCGAUGUGGUUUCACCGGUCAUUUCGAGCUGAUGACUGGUUGUUGUUUGUUAUCGUAAGCCCUAUUGCUUACAAUGGACGUGGGUUUGCUACAGGAGAUAUUUUCAACAGAAGGGGAGAGCUUGUUGUAACAGUAACUCAAGAGGCUGUACUCAGGACCCUUAAAACCCAGAAUUCAGCAACUGUAUCAAAGUUAUGAACACAAUACAAUACAUAUGUUGAAAUAAGCCGAGCCGUUUUGUUAUUUAUCAGGAUCCAGAUCUCAUUUAUACAAGCUGUUCAUGUCUUGUAAUAGAUUUUGGAUUUUAGGACUGCGGUGUCGAUUGUAGAUUUCCGUCAGUUGGUUUAGGUUGUUAUAAUUUUAUAAAUGCUAUUCACGUAGUGGAAAUUUCAAAUGUUCAA
Molecule: messenger RNA, 1661 nt
Organism: Mangifera indica (mango)
Lineage: Eukaryota; Viridiplantae; Streptophyta; Magnoliopsida; Sapindales; Anacardiaceae
Product: acyl-CoA thioesterase 2-like
Exons: 17
Coding region: 169-1458 (429 amino acids)
Biological process (GO): acyl-CoA metabolic process; fatty acid catabolic process
Molecular function (GO): fatty acyl-CoA hydrolase activity
Source: RefSeq, a predicted model, not a curated record